CCCAUGCUCCCAAUUCCCAAAUUAAAUGUCCCGCCUCCUCCCCAGCCGCCGCCACCUCUCCUCCUCCGCCUCCGCCGCCGCGGCCUGCCUCAUCGAGCUCGCCUCCCUCCUCGCCGCCGGCCGCUUCCACCGCUCCGUCGACUUCGCUAAGUCCCUCCUCCUCUCCUCCCACCCUCCCGCCGCCAACGUCCCCAACCUCUACCACGCCCUCACCGCCACACCCGCCGCCGCCGCCGCCUGCCACGGCGACCCGCCCCCUCGUUCCUUCCUCUGCGAUGCCGCCUCCGCCCUCGUCGUCGCCUCCGCGCGCCUCCGCCAACCCGACGGCGCGCUCCGCCUGCUCUCCCUUCUCGCCAGCGCGGGCGACGGCGCCGUGCGCGCGCCGCUGCCGUCCCUCUCAUCCUGCAACCUCCUCCUCGAGUCCCUGCUCUCCCUCGACCGCCACGCCGACGCGCGCGCCGCGUUCGGCGUCCUCGUGGCCGCCGGGGUACGCCCGGACACCUUCGCGUGGAACAAGGCCAUCCAGGCCUCCGUCGCGGCGGGAGACCUCGAUGAGGCCGUCGGCAUGCUGCGGCGGAUGGGCCGCGACGAAGGGGCUCCUCCGCCCGACGCCUUCUCGUACAAUGUGGUCAUCGCGGGACUAUGGAGGGCAGGGAAGGGCAGCGACGCCCUCAAGAUGUUCGACGAAAUGGCGGAGAGGGGAGUUGCGCCGAAUAGGAUCACAUACAACACGAUGAUCGAUGGGCACGUCAAGGGUGGGGACCAGGAGGCUGGUUUCAGGCUGCGGGAUCAAAUGCUCCAUGAUGGCCCAAAGCCAAAUGUCGUCACUUACAACAUCCUGCUAUCAGGGUUGUGCCGCGCUGGCAGGAUGGAUGAGACGAGAGCCUUGUUGGAUGAGAUGGCAUCGCAUAGGUUGGUGCCAGAUGGUUUCACAUACAGCAUUUUGUUUGAUGGUCUCACUAGAACUGGAGAUUCACAGACCAUGCUUUCUUUGUUUGGAGAGUCUUUGAAGAAGGGCAUCAUGGUUGGGUCUUAUACUUGCAGUAUCUUUCUGAAUGGUUUGUGCAAAGAAGGAAAGGUUACAAAGGCAGAACAGGUGUUGGAGAUGUUGGUGCACACAGGUUUGACCCCAACACGAGUGAUCUACAACACUCUAAUCAAUGGCUAUUGUCAGAUUCGGGACCUUCAAGGGGCCUUCUCCAUAUUUGAGCAGAUGAGGUCACGUCACAUUAGGCCAGAUCACAUCACUUAUAAUGCACUAAUAAAUGGUUUGUGCAAGGCAGAGAUGGUGACCAAAGCAGAGGAUUUGGUGAUGGAGAUGGAGAAUAGUGGAGUGGAUCUGAGUGUGGAAACUUUCAAUACACUGAUUGACGCUUAUGGGAGGGCUGGCGAACUUGAGAAAUGUCUCAUUGUUCUAUCUGAUAUGCAAGAGAAGGGUAUAAAGUCAAAUGUUGUCUCUUUUGGUUCAGUUGUAAAUGCUUUUUGCAAGAAUGGAAAAAUCCCAGAAGCUGUAACAAUCUUGGAUGAUAUGAUACACAAGGAUGUUUUCCCAAAUGCACAGGUCUACAACUCAAUCAUCGAUGCUUACAUUGAGUCUGGUGCCGUUGAGCAGGCUUUUGUUCUUGCUGAGAAUAUGAAAAAUAGUGGAGUAUCUGCAAGUAUAGUUACCUACAAUUUGUUGUUAAAAGGUCUUUGCAAAAAUUCACAAAUAGAUGAAGCUGAACAAUUGAUCUACAGCUUAACAAAUUACGGGCUGAGACCUGAUGUUGUCAGCUACAAUACUAUAAUAUCAGCAUACUGCAACAAGGGCAAUGCUGAUAGAGCAUUGGAGCUUCACCAAGAAAUGCACAAGUAUGGCAUCAAACCUACACAGAGAACAUACCAUACACUUCUUAGUGCAUUGGGUGGUUCAGGGAGAGUACAUGAUAUGGAAAGUCUGUAUCGGCAAAUGUUGCACAAGAACGUGGGGCCUAGCAGUAGCAUAUAUAGAAUCAUGGUCAAUACCUAUGCGAGAUUUGGCAAUGAAUCAAAGAUGGAAUCUCUGAAGAAGGAAAUGUCAGAGAAAGGAAUCACCAUUGAUGACACUGAAAGAACUAACUGUGAGCUAGAUAUGAGUAUAGAAAGUCCAAUUUGAUUGUAUUGGUUUGAAAGUAACAGGCUGCAGGGCUGCUUAUUGUGUUAAUAGAAAUAAAAAAAGACUUUCAGAGUUACAGUUCAAUUGUACAGAAACAAAAAGAAAUAGCAGUAUGCAGCUCAAAAGGAUGCUACAUGCUAGAAAACUCGUGCACCAUGCACCUGCUCCAUUACUUCCUAGGUUGCAAGGACAACAGCGGAUAUUAUUCUGAAAAUUUUGUCAUUGCACCUUACGGAUAGAAUGUUCUGAUAUUCAUUCACAACAUAACUUUCUAUUCACCAGAAGAGAAGGUGCAGUACAUCUCCAAGUAAGAUCAGCUUACCCUUCAUUCUUGAUUUGUAGUAGUCUCGGACCCUUGGAGGAUACUUUUUCCUAGAAGAUCUCAGUUCCUUAAAUGAGUGAACUCAAGAGUGUUGGCUGCCCCCAUAGUGGCUGGCUGUAAAAGGUAAUUCCGUCUAGAUUGGAGAUCAGUCACAAGUUCAGGGAAAUGCAUAGCAGCAUGGCAACUGCAAACAGUAGAGUAUGGAGGCCUGGGUGUUCUACAUCUAAAGCUAGGUGGUUGUGGUUUUGCAGCUGAGAUAGAUCUCGUCGCAAAAGGUACAUUAUGGGCACAAUUGUAAAUCUUUCCAAAUUGAUUUUGAGCUUAAUUUCCAGCCAUGUUUGAUACCUUGCCAAGGGUCCACAUUGAUGAUGGAAAAAUUGCUCAUAGAGGCACCGCAAUGAGAAAUGUAGCACCCAACUUACAUGAGCUUAUUACUAUUAAAACAAAGAUGCUGCAGAUGGUCAAACAAAUUCUUCACCAGGAAUAGUGGAUCAGGGGUAUUAUCAGCCUGUUGUCAGUGCAAGCUUAAUCAACAUAGUAAAUCUUCACGGAAGGGCAACACAGGGCAUCGAUGAUGGACAUGCUCAGAGGCAGGUUUGGACACCAGAGCAUAUGGGCUAGAGUUACAGAUUAUGCAAUGACUGGCGACCAAGAAACUGAAACAGCAGGCCACCUUCUUACCAAACGUGUCUUUGGCUCUUUGCUAAGCAAAUGUUGAAUUGCUGUAACCUUCAGGUGAACCUUUAAGAUUGGUGGUUACUCCUAAGAUGAUUGGUGCAGAAAGUCCGUUAUCAGCUGUGCGAACAAACCAGGUGAGAAGAUCAUGACUGCAAAGACUGGACGGUAACUAGUGCUAAGCACCUUUGUAGACUGAAGUUGCAACCAUAGUCUGCUUAUCAUUUUUUCGCUUCAGGUAUCUGCCAGGGUGGUUUACGUGAGUAGGCAUCUGGUGGAUUUCAUUAUUUGUUGAUAUUUAAUACUUUGGAUGCGAAAUAACUAUAUGAACAACGCAACAAGCUAGUGUUAUUCACUGAACCAAUGCCAGAAGGGGAAAAAAAGAACAUACUUUGUUUUUUAUAGAGUAAGAGUUUUCAUCUUA
Molecule: messenger RNA, 3555 nt
Organism: Panicum virgatum (switchgrass)
Lineage: Eukaryota; Viridiplantae; Streptophyta; Magnoliopsida; Poales; Poaceae
Product: pentatricopeptide repeat-containing protein At5g12100, mitochondrial-like
Exons: 5
Coding region: 26-2134 (702 amino acids)
Molecular function (GO): protein binding
Source: RefSeq, a predicted model, not a curated record